CUAGUGACAGUUAAACGACUCCGAUUGCUAGGCGUCACAUUUUAAACAUCUUCCUAGAGAAUUUUGACAUUUUCCCGGAAAAUCUCUCCAUUUUUCGCACUCGAUCUGAGAUACACUCAUGCCUACCAUGUCUCUCUCUCUGCAUCUCCUCUUCGUCGUCUCGAUCUCGUUUCUAAUUCACAAAUCUUCCGGCUCCUUCCUGGCCCCUCCUAGCUCCAUCAUCAAUCCUUCUAAAGUCAAACAAAUUUCAUGGAAACCUAGGGCUUUUGUUUACGAAGGUUUUCUCACUGAUUUAGAAUGCGAUCACUUGAUCUCUCUUGCAAAAUCUGAGCUGAAGAGAUCAGCUGUUGCGGAUAAUUUGAGUGGAGAAAGCAAGCUAAGUGAAGUUCGAACAAGUUCGGGAAUGUUCAUUGCUAAAGGAAAGGAUGCUAUUAUUGCUGGCAUAGAGGACAAGAUUUCAACAUGGUCGUUUCUUCCAAAAGAAAAUGGGGAAGACAUACAAGUCCUGAGAUAUGAACCUGGACAGAAAUAUGAUGCACACUAUGACUACUUUGCUGAUAAGAUUAAUAUUGCUCGGGGUGGCCAUCGUAUAGUUACUGUUCUCAUGUAUCUUACUGAUGUUGCUAAAGGUGGUGAAACAGUGUUUCCCAAUGCAGAGGAGCCUCCACGUCGCAGCAGAACUCCUGCAAAAGAGGAUGACCUCUCUGAAUGUGCAAAGAGAGGAAUUGCAGUGAAACCACGAAAAGGAGAUGCUCUUCUUUUCUUCAGUCUCUAUCCUACUGCCGUUCCAGACACAAACAGUCUCCAUGGUGGAUGCCCAGUGAUUGAAGGAGAGAAAUGGUCAGCAACAAAGUGGAUUCAUGUUGACUCAUUCGACAAGAACGUUGAAGCCGCUGGGAACUGCACAGAUAUGAAUGUAAGUUGUGAGAGAUGGGCUGCUCUUGGUGAGUGUACCAACAACCCAGAGUAUAUGGUGGGAACUGCAGAGCUUCCUGGCUAUUGUAGAAGGAGUUGUAAACUAUGUUAGCCUUUAAUCUGUAGGCUUCUUUGGGUGGAUUGUAUUUGUUUUUUCCCUUGCAUCGUUCAAAUUUUGGUGAAAUGUCAUAUUACUAUUAUUAUAAUUUUCUUUAUGAUGAUUAUACGCAAUAUUAUAAUUUUGUCC
Messenger RNA from Pistacia vera, 1162 nucleotides. Its product is annotated as probable prolyl 4-hydroxylase 4. Gene Ontology annotation, cellular component: endoplasmic reticulum. Gene Ontology annotation, molecular function: L-ascorbic acid binding; iron ion binding; procollagen-proline 4-dioxygenase activity. Gene Ontology annotation, biological process: peptidyl-proline hydroxylation to 4-hydroxy-L-proline. The record is from RefSeq and is a predicted model, not a curated record. Lineage: Eukaryota; Viridiplantae; Streptophyta; Magnoliopsida; Sapindales; Anacardiaceae. The transcript is spliced from 7 exons. The coding region runs from base 119 to 1027 and encodes 302 amino acids.